This is a messenger RNA of Peronospora belbahrii, 3711 nucleotides long. The record is from the annotation of a GenBank genome assembly. NCBI's taxonomy places the organism in Eukaryota, Oomycota, Peronosporomycetes, Peronosporales, Peronosporaceae.
AUGGACCCGUUCACGGAAUUGCGCAAGCACGCAGGUAGUACACAUCCACAAAAGGCCAAGCUUAAUGUGGUACUAGGUGCUAUCAUCGACGUUAUUUAUGAACGGCGUGGCACUGGUGAUCGCUCUGCUCCGAUCUCGCCCACUGAGUAUUUUGCUGCGCUUAUGACAGCACUGGACGCCGCCUCCGACUCGCACCGCCAAGAGGUGGCACAACUGCUGUCUAUGGUUCUGCCUGAAGUGCCACAUGCCGUACUACGUGGAAAGUUUGCUGCUGUGGCCAAGUGUCUUACAACGGUACUACAGGAAGCCGGUGACGAUGCAAUGCUGCUACGUUCCGCCAGUGCGUGUUUGGCUCUGGCUCUGUUGGCGCAGGAACCCGCGGCAAAUGCCUGGGCUCGUCCCGAACUACUACGUAGCUUCCAGGUGCUGCUAACAUUAGCGAUGGAUACACGCCCUAAGGUGCGCAAGGCUGGACACAAGUGGACGAUAGAUAUCCUUGAGCUUCAUGCUGCUAAGGGCUGUGAUGCCCUCUCUACACACACUGCCAGCUUUGCGGAGAACGUGUUUGCUAGUGCAGGCAAAGGUGGCAAAGACGAUCAGAGACUGGUGCUGCUCGUAGCUUUCCUUAAGACGGCGCUGCCGCUAUUGCAGCGCAAAGUGGUGGCGUCUCUUGUUGCAGCACUUGCCCAGUUUCUGGAUGCAAGCUCAAAGACGCUGCGUCUUGUCACGUACGAAGCACUGGAUGCGCUAAGUGCAGCGCCCGAGUCGCAGCUCACGGCCGACACUCUUUGCAAGGUUGUCGCUGCUGUACUAGACGCACAGAGCAGUGGAUCGCUGGAAGCUCAGGGUGGACCUGUGGCCAUUUAUGCCGUCCGUGUUCCGUCUCAGACACUUGUUCGACUCGCUGCUGUGAACGCUAAAGCGGCCCGCGGAUUGCUUCCGCGAGUGGUGAGUGCUGUUUGCUCUCACAUUGCUACAAACAAUGACCGUGUGCAGCGCCAGGCUGCUCGCUCAUUGCUUAAUAUUCUGAAAGCUACAAUUUCCCCGGAAGUGCUUGAGACAGAAGGCACGUUUGAGGAUGUCGCUCGUGUGCUUGCAUCUUUGCAGAGUCUGACGUCGCUGCGCUUUCAGGGAGCAUGGAAUCAUGUCUUCUCGCUUAUUGCCGAGCUCUUCCGCUUCUAUGGUUCUGCGAGCCGACCAUCACUCGAGCCCAUUCUCGUUACAUGCUGCGAGCUACACGAGGCUGCUGACCAACUUCCACAGCAGCAGCAAGGUGGUAAGAGCGCCCAAGCACUUUCCGAGUUGUUCGCGUUGUCUGUAGGUGCCGCCAUAGAAGCUCUGGGGCCUCGCUCCUUUCUUGAGAUUGUUCCGAUCGACCACCCUACCGAGAUUGUGAGCGAACAGCGCGCAUGGCUUUUGCCGGUUUUCCGCGACGCGUUGCGAUUUGCUCGACAAGGUGGCGAUCUGGCGUUCUUCGCUGAUGUUGUUUUGCCCAUGGCCCGAGCCUGUGAAGCUGGCGCGCGUGAGCCCAGUGUAACUCCGCUGCAAGCUAAACAGCUACAGACUCGUGCAAUCCAGCUAUGGACGCUAUUUCCAAGCGUGUGCGCUCGAGCAAUGGAUGUGGACACCCACUUCAAGAAGAUUGCCAAAGUUCUUGCCAGCGCAAUGGCCGACAAGCGCAACCCGGAGUUGCGCCUUGCAGUUUGCCAAGGCCUACAAGCGCUUGUCAAACGCACUCGCGCGCUACAAAAAUCUGUUGCACGCCGUUACCAUCUUGAGGCGGGAGAUGGUGAUUUGGAAGACGCUGAAGAGGAAGGUGGUGAUGACGAGGAGCAAGUAGACGAGGCGAAGCUGGCACGUGAUCGUGCUGCUUUGGCCAAGUACUCUGGGCGCUAUGUGCCUCUAUUGCUCUCUUUUGUAGAAGAGUUAGACCCGGAAAAGGACACAGAGCGUGCUCAGGUACUGCUAGAUACGCUCGAGGGUUUUGCGUCGCUUGCUGAGGCCCAGCUGAUUGGCACAAUAUUCAAGAGAGUGAUGCAGAAAUUGCUCGAAGCGACGACGGAGGCAAAGCGUGUCGAGUCUGACAGUGCUGGCUGCAAUUCGAAGCGUGUGGCCAAGUUAAGACAGACAUCGCAUGCGCAGAUGGCUCUUGCACUGGCUCUGCUUGCCCAUGUAGACGACACCAGCGUGUCACUGCUGUAUCGCGUGGUGAAGCCGUACUUGCUGGAUGAUGCUGAUGCUGCGAUGCAAAAGCGUUCGUACGCCGCUUUGGUGGCCAUUUGUGACUUGCACGCAAAGUUUUUGUCGGAGGAAUCUCAGCUGCAGGAUCUCACCCGCGCAAUCUGCGAGUCACUGCUUACUUGCUCUGUACCAGCCAAGAAAAUGCGUCUACGUGUUCUUGCACACUUGAUCCGUGCGCUGCAGGCUCAAUCUGCAACUGAUGGGCUUGCUGAGAAGGAGCUAGUGCCGAACCUUGUUGGUGAAAUUAUGCUUUGUACGAAGGAAGCUAAUGGCAAGGCUCGGGAGGCUGCAUUUGAGUUGUUGGUGGCCAUGGCUAUGCUUCUGCGCGCCCGUGACCCGCAGAACGGACUCAUGGAGUUUAUGCAGAUGGUGCUAGGUGGCCUGGCUGCGCGCACACCUCACAUGCGUAGCGCUGCUGUGAUUUGUCUGAGCCGUUUGGUAUUUGAAUUUGGUCGUGAAGAUUCUGCGAUCGCACAGGCUAUGCCAGCACUGCUUAAGACGGUUCUCAUGCUGCUGCACGAAAAGGCCCGUGAGGUGAUUAAAAGUGUCAUUGGUUUUAUGAAGCUUGGCAUUGCUGUGUUACCAAAGGAUGUGCUAGAACAGUUCCUCCCUGAUAUCACUAAUGGUCUGUUGGUGUGGAUUGGUGAAAGCAAGAAUCGCUUUCGUGCCAAGACCCGUAUUAUCCUAAUCAAACUGUGCCGCAAGUUUGGCUACGAGUGUGUGGCUGCUCUUGUACCCGAGGAAGACCGUGCACUAAUCCGUCACAUCAAGAAGACAAAAGAACGUGAGGACAAGAAGAAGUCAGAGCUUGCAGCUGAGGCUGCUGAGAGUCGUGCUGCAAAGAAGAACCGUGGCACUUUUGAAGAGUUUAUGGCUGACUCAGACGAUGAAGCUGAUGAUGAUGACGGUGAGGCUGCAGCUAUGCAGGUGUUGAAGCGUAAGAAAGCCUUGCACAAGAAGCAUAAAGGUGGUAAAGUCAUUCGUGAAGAUGAGGACGAUAUCAUGGAUUUCCUUGAUGACAAUGCAGCAGUAAAGAAUAUUUUUUCAGCACAAAAGGGGAGUGGUCAUGAUCAUGAUGGUGAUAGUGACGACGAGUUUCAAAUGACAAAGGAUGGACGUAUGAUUAUCCCUGGUAAUGACAAUGAUGACGAUAUGAAGGGUGGAGGUGACAGUGAUGAUGACGAGAAGAUUAAGCAGGACGUAGCGUCGCAGCUGCAGCGCAUGGGGCUUGAUAAAAAGAGAAACGACAAGAGUAAUCGAUUAAAACGCAAACGUGGUGGUGAUACCGAUGGCAUUAGUGGUCGUGAAUACCGUGCAAAGAAAGCAGGUGGUGAUAUCAAGAAGAAGGGAAAGCUGGAGCCAUAUGCUUAUAUUCCGCUCGACCCAAAGCUUAUGGCCAAGCGUAACAAACGUGAGGCCGUGACGCGCUAUGGUGGUAGUGUCGGUAGUAAGAGACGAGGUAGAAAGUAA